Chlamydomonas reinhardtii is the source of this 2658-nucleotide messenger RNA. RefSeq lists its product as uncharacterized. The transcript is spliced from 10 exons. The coding region runs from base 51 to 1751 and encodes 566 amino acids. Gene Ontology annotation, biological process: peptidyl-proline hydroxylation to 4-hydroxy-L-proline. Gene Ontology annotation, cellular component: endoplasmic reticulum. Lineage: Eukaryota; Viridiplantae; Chlorophyta; Chlorophyceae; Chlamydomonadales; Chlamydomonadaceae. Gene Ontology annotation, molecular function: iron ion binding; L-ascorbic acid binding; procollagen-proline 4-dioxygenase activity. The record is from RefSeq and is a predicted model, not a curated record.
GCUAAUUUCUCGACAGGCCUCCACGGAUUCGCUGUGUACAGCACGUACAAAUGGGCAAGACUCUAGUAAAACAACGGAAGAAAGCGGCGAAGCUGGCGCAAGAGUCCAACCAAAACGGCGGCCCCGCUGCUGGAGGCGUGCUGGCAGCCAUUGCAAAGCGACUAAAGUACAAGUUGCCCAACCUGGCCAAUGCCAAGAAGAAGGUCAAGCUGGUGCCGAUCAUCAGCGAGGCUAUGAACGUGCGCGCCUGGGAGGACGCGGCACAGCUGCUGGAGAUGUUGGAGAAGCAGCAGAAUGAGGGGCAGGCGGAGGUACCCAAGCUCGGGGCUAUCAUGCGGUGGGUGCGGGCGGCGGACCUUGCGGGCACGGAGGCCGUCGCCGCCAAGCUCCUCGCGGGCAUCAUGCGCGUGGCCUCAGGCCCUCAGCCUGCUGCGCCCGCGGCAGGCGGCGCCGGUGCAGGCAACGGCAACGGAAGCGGGAGCGGCCCCAGCACCAGCGCCCAGGAGGAGGGCGCUGACGUCGGCGCGGCCACCGGCGGCGGCGCCAUCCCAGUGCGCCGCUUCGCGCCCUGGCGGCCGCCGCCUGUCGCCGGCAGCGCUGAGGAUGGCGAGGCUGCUUCCACCAGCACCAGCACCAGUGCUGCCGCAGUGACCAGCAACGGCGCCACGCCCAAUGCGCGCACGGUCGCCUCAAUCAGCGCGGUGCGCGCCAAGCACGGCUCCUACACGGGGCGAUUCGGCGUCGUGCCGCUGCCGGCAGAGUACGCAGGUACAAACGCCAAUGGCAGCACCAUGACUAAUGCUGCGGCAGCCGCGGCGGCGGCGGCGGCGGCUGCGCAAGACGGCGCCAAGGGUGCAGGAGGCGCCGCCACGCUGCUGCCCAAUGUGGCCAAGGACCUCACCAUGUUCUGCACAGAACCCGACACCAUCAAGUGGGAGCAGGAGCGGCCGGCGGCGACACGGGUGGAAGUGCCUUUCGUGACGGGCGCGUUCGUGCUGGUGGGCGCGCUGUCGCGGGAGGAGUGCGCGCAGAUCAUGGCGUGCGCGGAGGAGAUGGGCUACACCGUGGACCCCGAUUACACCUUCAGCGCAGCGGCCCGCGCGGCGGCCGCCGGCUCCGGUCUCUCCGGCACCAGCAGCAGCAGCGCAGCGCGGAACGGCGGGUCGGGCGGCGGCGAGCGCGGCGCCGCGGGCUGUGUGUGGCUGGCGGACGAGUCGCUGCAGGGUCCGCUGUACGACCGCAUCGCGCACCUGCUGCCGCAGCGGCUGUGCGGCGGCGACCUGGCCGGCAUUAACUGCCGCUGGCGGCUGUACCGGUACGACAAGGGGGCGGUGUACCGCCCGCACGUGGACGGCGCGUGGCCGGGCAGCGGGCUCAAAGAUGGGCGGUACGAGUUCGACGCGUACGGCGACCGCUGGUCCAGGCUGACGUUCCUGGUGUACCUGAAUGACGACUUCGAGGGCGGCGCCACAACCUUCUACACGCCCGCACAGCCAGGCAGCGGCGCCUGCCUAGAGGCCCACAGCGUGGGGCCGGUAGCUGGCAACAUCCUGGUGUUUCCUCACGGCGACACCAUGGGCAGCCUGGUGCACGAGGGCGCGGCGGUGACGCAGGGCUCCAAGUACGUCAUCCGCACGGAGGUGCUUUACAAGCUGGAGAAGAGCGCGACGGGCGGCUGGGUAGGCGCGCCGCAGCCGGCCAUUCAAAUGCCGGCGGCCAAGGGCGCGGCAGGCAAGCAGCAACAGCAGUAGCAGCCAGCACGGGGGCGUGCGCAGAAGUAGGCCUGGCACGGUAGCGUAUUCAGAUGGAUGUGGCGCCGACGCGCCGGUUUGUCGCCCGGUUGGGUCAUUCGGGGGCCCGGCCCGGAAGACUGGCUCUAACUGAAUCGACCCUUGUCGGCCCAUCACCGCAUGAUGGCCCUGUCUUAAGCGGGGCCGGGCACCUACUCAGUCCUUCUCCACUUUGCUCUUUAGCCGAGAGAGUGCCAGUGUCACAGAUAACAGAGCUAGAAACACCAAGCCCGUCCUGUUGUACGCGUGCAUGCUGGACAAGCAGACGAUUUAGCGCAUGGUGCGCUAGUUGGCGUAUGAAGUCAUGGUAUUACCAGGUGUUUCUGUAGGAAUGUUUUUGGAUUGGACUCGGGAGAGGAAGCAGAGUGCCUGACCCCACAUGCCGAUGCGCAUUUGUCUAUGGGGUGGGGGGGUGAUUUAGGAAACAAAGUGCCAGACCUCAUCCCCCAAAGCCCGCGGGACUGUCCCCCUUGAGGGGACGACCCCCCCACCCCACCCCACCCCACAGAGGCAUAGACAAAUGCGCAUCGGCAUGCUCGUCAAACGUGUCAUCACGCGCAGCAGCGUUUGAGAGCCCCACCUUGCCACUGCGCAUAUAAUAUGUCGAAUGUGGGGACAUGUGCCCCAUGUCCGAUGCCAGGGCGCGCAGAUUGGCCCUCCCAUGCAUUGUUUAUGCUUAUUACGGCAUGACGUGCAUGUUUGAGCCUCGUGGUGCUGCGUUUGGCCUCUAGUUCUGCCUGUGUGGCACUCCCCGAAAUCCGCCAGGAUGGGCUCCCGAACCCAGGCGGACUCCUACGGUCCUACCGCCCCCCUAACUUUGGCGGCCCAGGAUUUCCUCACCUGACCACCCGUGUAAGUACGCGUGUAC